Saccostrea echinata is the source of this 2488-nucleotide messenger RNA. RefSeq names its product serine/threonine-protein kinase PknD-like. The transcript is spliced from 2 exons. Lineage: Eukaryota; Metazoa; Mollusca; Bivalvia; Ostreida; Ostreidae. Bases 1024 to 1764 code for a protein of 246 amino acids. The record is from RefSeq and is a predicted model, not a curated record.
CACUAAAUGCUGAAACCGAAAGUAAAUUAUUAGAAUUAUGAAAACACGAUUUAGUGUGAAAAUACUGUUUCAAAGAUAAACAGGUAUCGAUUUAAACAACAAAAUGGCGACGGGUGGUGAUCCUGACAUUGGGUUUGCUCAGAUGUUGAUACGGUGCAAGUGCUGCCCUAACAAAGCAGAACUUUUCUGUAAGACUUGUGACGUAAAGCUGUGUAGCAAUUGUGUUGGUUCACAUACUAGUACACUGUCUCUAGUACAGAAACACGCUGUUAUUAAAUAUUCAGAAAAAUUUGAUGUUUACCCCAAGCCAUGCUGUCCCAAACACUUUGAACAAAGGUGCAACCUUCAUUGCCAAGUUUGUGAUAUUCCUGUCUGCACUGAAUGCAUUGCAUCAGGAGAGCAUAUACACCAUGAGAUGCAGAGAGUCAGCGAAAAUCAGAAAGCAAAAGAAGGGGCUGUGGUCAAGGAAAUACAAUUUCUGGAAGAGAAAUUAGUUCCUGAAUACCAAAAAAUCAUCCAGCUAAUAAAGAAAGAUUUAGAUGAGUUACCAGCGAUAAGUUCCAAUUUGAAAUCAGAAGUGUCAGAACAAGGUGAAGAACUGCACAGCGCAGUGAUAGGGUCAUCAAUAAACGACUUUGUGAAAUCGAUGCUAUGGAAAACAAAAAUUUGGUUGAACUAAAGAAAAGUCUGGCUGAAUUCGAAAAUCGUUUAGCUGCUAUUCUGGAAAUUAUCAGGAAGAAUAAAGAACUUCUGCAAUUUAGAAAAACUGACGUCACCAAUGUCCAGUCUGACUUGAUCAAAUUUAGCCAGGUACCGCCAAGGAGGAAGAUUUCAUCAGGAUGAUUUGAACCAGAAUCAGUAAAUGACGAAAAAAUAUCUUCAUUAUUUGGUAAGCUGCAUCCUUCGUCAGUGAUAGCUAUAAUUGAAGACAAAGCUGGGAACAGAAUAACAGAAGAGCUGUCGUUUCUACAGUGCUACCAAAGAGAGUUGCUUGACCCACCAGAAAUCAUUGCUGCAAUAGAUAUGAAAAUCAAAGAACCCUGCCUGGUCAGUUGUCUUGGAAACAAUGAGGCUUGGAUAAGUGGUGGUCGUGGUAAUAUGACACGGGUUGACAGUGAAGGGUCAGUUCUAGAGACGGUCAUCACAAAAUCUGGUGGAUAUCCCGAUGGUCUGGCGGUGACCAGCGAUGGCGAUCUCCUAUAUACUGACUUUACCAAUAAGACCAUUUGCCGUGUAAGGAACGGGAAAGCUGAUGUCUUGAUUCGCACUGAGGGUCACCCGUCUGGGAUCUGUGCCACUUCGUCUGGAGACAUAUUAGUCGUUUUGUAUGACACACAUGUAAAAAUAGUACGGUACACGGGUACUUCAAAAACACAAGACAUUCCUUACGGUGAAUCAAAACGAGCUUUGGUCGAAAAUGAUGAAUUCUGGCUACAAAUAGCUGAGAAUAGAAAUGGAGAUAUCUGUGUCAGCGACUUGAACUCUAAAGCUGUUGUUAUCCUCAGUCAAGAAGGAAAAGCCAAAUCUAGAUAUGUCAAGGUCACUAAUCCACAUUGUAUUACCACGGACAGUCUUGGUCAUAUCUUGGUGUCCGACAAUCUCAAACACUGUGUCCACAACCUAGACAGUCAUGGUGCAGGUCUGUCGAUCAUAAAUAACUGUUUACUGAAUGUUCCUGUUGGUGUCAGUGUUGACAAUGACGACAGACUAUGGGUGGUGGAAGAAGACUCUGGAAAAUUGAAGAUCAUCAAGUACAUGAAAUAGUACAUUCUUUCACUUUCCACCCCUGAUAUGGGUUAAAUUGGCAAGAAUUGGACUAUCUAUUAACAGCUGAAAAAUAUGUGAUGCACCUAGUGACAGAAAAAAGAACACAGGCAAUAGUCUCAAUGAAAGGGAAAAAAACGCUUACAAAGUUAACUUUAAAUGACAGGCAAUAAUGAUAAGGUUCCAAAUGAUCUUUUUAAAAAGAAAAUCCUGAUAUGAACAACCCAUCAAUCGCAAGCAUCUGUUUAAAAUGUUUUUCCUUACAGAUGGGAUCAGAGCAUGCAAUAUUUCUCAAGCAAUCUUAGAUUUUUAGAGAUGGUUACUGUAUAAAGUCCUAAACACUAACGGAAAAAUACACACGUUUUUUGAAGAACUUUUUCCCCUUUUUCGCUACCAUAAUUUUUGUAAUAGAAUUUAUUUUAGUAUCAGAAAUAAAAUGAUACAAACUAUUCUUGGGCAGAGUGAUAAAGACAUGGUUGUUGUUGUUCUUAAAUAUGAAUGUGAUUAAAAAGAUUUUGAAGCAUUAUGGUUAAUAACUUAAUAUGCAUAAAAAAAUCAAGUCUGUAAGUUUGUAUUUGGAUGUAUAUUGUAAGUACACAGUUCACAAAAAUAUGUGUAAAUCUUUACCAGAUGCAUCAAGUUGUAUGCUCCGAACGGCCUCAGCCGGUCGCGGAAGCAGCCAUUGUAUCUUUUCCAAUAAUCAAGUCUUUCAAUAUUUUUGUAA